This is a messenger RNA of Schistocerca americana (American grasshopper), 639 nucleotides long. RefSeq names its product formin-like protein 5. The record is from RefSeq and is a predicted model, not a curated record. Bases 1 to 639 code for a protein of 212 amino acids. The transcript is spliced from 2 exons. Lineage: Eukaryota; Metazoa; Arthropoda; Insecta; Orthoptera; Acrididae.
AUGACGCAGCUGGUUGCUGGACUGGUCACACUACAAGCUGCAGCUACUACGGUCCCGGCUGUACCACGGCCGAAGCCCAUCGCGCUGCCAUUUCAUGCCUUCAAUUCGGACGUCGAACGCUGGCCAGAACACAUCGCCCAGUUCGAGGCACACUCCGCUGCAUACAACAUACCAGAAUUGGACGCUUCGCGGCUUCCGCCAGCACGCCCGUGGCCCCACCGACUGCGCCUCCGCCGCCGCUGGCUGUGCCACCGCUGGCCUGGCCUGUCUCUGCCGGCGCCACGGCCCCGCCUCCGGCCGCCGCUGUCGCCACGGCCGCCUUCACGUUUCUCCGCAGUGCCGGAGCCGAUGUAUGCUGAGGCUGAGGCUGCCGUCACGCCGCCGCCGCCCACGGAGGUGGUUGCUCCGCCUCCUCAUCCGGGCAUACCCAGUGGCGGUGCGCGUUCCGGGCACGUUUUCGAAGGGGCGUUUUCCUCGCCCCCUUACGAGCAAUUCGGGGACACGGUUGGGCAGCACGCCCCGGCGGUUCCGCUGUCCGCCCCCUCAGUUGCGCCGCUCCUGGGUCCCUCCAGCCGCCGUCGGAAGCCCUAUUCCAUGAAGGUGCACCGUUUCAGGCGGGGAGGGGUGUGGUAUAGAUAG